AUGGCCUGGAGACAGCUGUUUCUGAUCUGUCUCUCAGCCGUUGCACUCCUGUCCAUGCUAUGGGAGGGGGCCGCUGUGUCGGUGGGCCCGAGGCAGGUGGCAGGACAAGAGGCACAGGAAGACGUGGAAGAGGUUUUCAUGCAGGAAUCAGAUGCCUUGAAUUUCCUCAAGAAGCGCAGCAAGCGGUCCCCUAGAUUCCAGGACGAGGUCAAUGUGGAGAACAGGCAGAAGCUGCGGGCAGACGAGCUGCAGAGAGAGUAUCAUGAAGAACAAAGGAACGAGUUUGAGAACUUCGUGGAGGAGCAAAACCACAAACAGGGAGAGAGAAGCCGGGAGGCUGUCGAGCAGUGGCGCCAAUGGCAUUAUGACGGCCUGUACCCAUCCUACCUCUACAACCGCCACCACAUCUGAGCUCAGUUUGAGGGACACAGAAGAUGGAGCCUGAGACACCCGCUUACCCCUGGUAUUCGGGCACCUCUCCCGCACACAAACAGGCCCCUUCACAGGGCCUCAGUCACCUAGGGCCUUCUGUUCUUAUGGGUGAAAACACCCAGGCUUGCACUUCUUGGCAGAUGAUUUUCUGAGGUGAGCAAAGGCCUGUGGGGCCUCCUGGUAUCCCUCCUAGAGGUUCCCUGUUGCUUCACCAUCGCUCCCACACUGAGACUCCUGGUCCACAGAAAGAUGAGAAAUCACAGUAGAGAGAAAG
Molecule: messenger RNA, 706 nt
Organism: Bubalus bubalis (water buffalo)
Lineage: Eukaryota; Metazoa; Chordata; Mammalia; Artiodactyla; Bovidae
Gene: UCMA
Product: upper zone of growth plate and cartilage matrix associated
Exons: 5
Coding region: 1-411 (136 amino acids)
Biological process (GO): regulation of osteoblast differentiation; embryonic skeletal system development
Cellular component (GO): extracellular matrix
Source: RefSeq, a predicted model, not a curated record